This is a messenger RNA of Fusarium graminearum PH-1, 1221 nucleotides long. RefSeq lists its product as uncharacterized. The record is from RefSeq and is a predicted model, not a curated record. The transcript is spliced from 2 exons. NCBI's taxonomy places the organism in Eukaryota, Fungi, Ascomycota, Sordariomycetes, Hypocreales, Nectriaceae. The coding region runs from base 1 to 1221 and encodes 406 amino acids.
AUGCGUUCAGUGACGCAGCCUCUGCUGCUUCUCGCUGCCGCAGCUCUCUGCUCUGCUGGCCCGCUACCCAGAGACAAUCUCCAUGAUGCUGGCUACUCAUACCUCAUGCGCCGAGACUGCGACUCAUACUGCGGUUCCGACAACCAAUACUGCUGCAGUUCUGGCGAAACAUGCGAAACCUCCGACGGAGUCGCACAGUGUGUCGCGAAGGGAGGUUGGGUUGGCGACUAUACCACCACCUGGACAGAGACCAAAACCUACACCAGCACACUCAUGACCCGUUGGGAACCUGCGCCAGAACCCACCAAGGGCGUUGAUUGUGUUCCCAAGCUCGACGAGCAGGAGCGAUGCGGUGAGAUCUGCUGCGCUGGCUGGCAGACUUGUGCCUUCAAGGGUCAGUGCUCAGCAAAGCCUGGUUACGAUGCGCCCACCGCCGUUGUCAUCACUAGUGAUGGAAAGCUCACCACCCAAUACUCGGCCCCCUACCGAGUCACUGGUACCACCACCAUCGUCAACAGUGGCUCACCCGCCGAGACUGUGUCUGGUACCGCGACCGAGACCGACGCAGAAGCCACGGCCACUGAAACCAGUGAUGAGGCUGCGGCUGGUGAGAGCGGUACUGGCGGCGGAGGUUUGAGUGCUGGUGCCAUUGCCGGUAUCGUCAUUGGUGUCAUCGCCGGUGUAGCACUACUUCUGGCUCUCUGCUUCUGCUGCAUUGCACGCGGACUCUGGGUUGCCCUCUUUGGCAAGAAGGACAAGGACAAGGAAAGCCGUGAGCGAGUCGACGUCUACGAGGAGCGAUACUCUCGACACGGAAGCCGGCCCCCUCCUUCUGCCUCUGCCCACUCCCGUCGACCUCGACACAAGGGUUGGUUCGGUUUCGGCGGUAAAAAGGGCGGUUCCCCUUCUUCUGCCGGCGACCGCCGUGAGAAGAAGUCCGACGGCAAGAAGUGGCUCGGUAUCGCUGGUCUUGCGGCCACACUCCUGGCUCUCCUUAACCUUAAGAAGGACAAGAGGCCUGCGAGCACCAAGCCAGCGCGAUCAUCCCGCGGAUCUUCGCGAUCGCGGUACAGCGACUCCUACUACUCAUACAGUGACUACACCAGUCCCACAGGCAGCUCAAGUUCAGGCGGACGAACAAACCGCACUCGUCGCACGGCGAGAGACAGCCGAGCAGGCAGUCGAGCAAGGUCGCACUACUCUCGUGACAGCAGGCGAUGA